CGCACUACAGGGCCAUUACGUCGGCUGACUUGCAAAUCAGUUAACUGCUAGCUAGAAGGAUGACCGAGCUCUCGAUAAGCAGCCCAGUCUCACCCUCACUUUAUCCAACUCUUGCGACCGUUCUACUUGGAAGUGGCUUGUGUAUGACUGGAAGCUUCUUUCUCUAUGAAGUGACGAAAACAAAGAGCAAUCGAGCACUCAGAUCAGAGCUGCUGCUGGCUUUCAUUUCGGCAUUGCUGCUCGGUUUCGGGACAUUAUUCCUGCUCUUGUGGGUUGGAGUUUACGUAUGAGUAUGUUUCAAAUACUGGCGCUUUGGGACCUGAAGAACAAGCAUGCUCCGAAGUGGUUUUCCGGGCUAUCCUCGGCGUCGUAAGCAGGAUGCAGACUUGAGGAUAGGAACUGGCGCUUUGUUUGGAGUACUCCUUUCCUGCGCUGUCGGAGUUGAGUCGUGGAGUUCAUUUGGUGGCCACGGUGACCCUCCUGUCUGUUCAGUUGUUUUGCCUUCGACCGUGUAACAGUAUGAAUUUUGGCA
Messenger RNA from Volvox carteri f. nagariensis, 532 nucleotides. RefSeq lists its product as uncharacterized. Gene Ontology annotation, biological process: protein N-linked glycosylation. The record is from RefSeq and is a predicted model, not a curated record. Bases 60 to 290 code for a protein of 76 amino acids. The transcript has a single exon. Gene Ontology annotation, cellular component: membrane-bounded organelle. NCBI's taxonomy places the organism in Eukaryota, Viridiplantae, Chlorophyta, Chlorophyceae, Chlamydomonadales, Volvocaceae.